GUGUGAAGAAGGGCUAAUCUUUUCUGACUUGAUGAUUAUAGAGACAUCUUCUCUUCUUUGUCUUUCUACUAGUACCAAAAAGGCCAAAACGAAAACGAUUGAGAGCAAUGACAACAACACCACCUAGUAUUAGUAAAACAAAUCGAUAGUAGUAAUAAUAAAAAAGGGGAGAUAUAUUUUGAUUUCCGAGAGAAAAAGAUACAAAAAGCUCGAAAACUGAUAAAGGCGGGACCGAUCCGCCAUUAAUGCUUGCUACCACCCCAACUGCAACGCUUCUCUUACUCUGCCUCUCUCUCUCUGUUUUUUUUUUUUUCACUUUCUCUAUCUCUUGGCUGAGAGAACUCGAAACAAAAACUGAAAAAAGAAAGAAAAGGUGAGAGAUUGCACAAGCGUGUCCAAUUUGGUUCUCUUUCUCAAUCAUGGGGAUUUGCUUGAGUGCUCAGGUCAAAGCUGAGAGCCCAGGGACGAGUUCGAAGUAUGUGAGUUCUGACGUCAAAGAUACUGGAAGUCUUGGGAGUAAGGCUUCGUCUGUGUCUGUAAGACCAACCCCUCGAACCGAGGGUGAGAUCCUACAGUCUCCAAACCUCAAGAGUUUCAGCUUUGCUGAGCUUAAAUCCGCUACCAGGAAUUUCAGACCAGACAGUGUGCUUGGUGAAGGUGGAUUCGGUUGUGUUUUCAAAGGAUGGAUUGAUGAGAAGUCUCUUACUGCCACAAAACCAGGCACUGGUUUGGUUAUUGCUGUCAAAAAGCUUAACCAAGAUGGUUGGCAAGGUCAUCAGGAGUGGCUGGCUGAAGUGAAUUACCUUGGCCAGUUUUCUCACCGUCAUCUUGUGAAGCUGAUUGGUUAUUGCCUAGAGGAUGAGCACCGUCUUCUUGUUUAUGAGUUCAUGCCUCGGGGUAGCUUGGAGAAUCACCUUUUCAGGAGGGGUUUGUACUUCCAACCAUUAUCUUGGAAACUCCGGUUGAAAGUUGCUCUUGGUGCUGCAAAGGGCCUUGCUUUCCUUCACAGUUCUGAAACAAGAGUGAUAUACCGUGAUUUCAAGACUUCUAAUAUCCUUCUUGACUCGGAGUACAACGCAAAGCUUUCUGAUUUUGGUUUGGCCAAGGAUGGGCCAAUAGGUGAUAAAAGUCAUGUCUCUACACGAGUUAUGGGUACACACGGAUAUGCUGCUCCCGAAUACCUUGCAACCGGUCAUCUAACAACAAAGAGUGAUGUCUAUAGCUUUGGGGUUGUCCUUCUGGAGCUGUUGUCUGGUCGUCGAGCUGUGGAUAAGAAUCGUCCGUCUGGAGAGAGGAACCUUGUGGAGUGGGCUAAACCAUACCUCGUAAACAAAAGAAAGAUAUUCCGAGUCAUUGAUAAUCGUCUUCAGGACCAGUACUCUAUGGAAGAAGCAUGUAAAGUGGCUACUCUGUCUCUGAGAUGUCUCACCACAGAGGUUAAGCUGAGACCAAACAUGAGCGAGGUUGUUUCUCACCUCGAACACAUUCAGACUUUAAAUGCUGCUAUAGGGGGAAAUAUGGAUAGAACAGAGAGAAGAAUGCGUAGGAGAAGUGACAGUGUUGCCAGCAAAAAAGCGAAUGCGGGUUUUGCUAGGCAGACCGCUGUUGGCAGUACAGUUGUUGCUUAUCCUCGUCCAUCAGCCUCGCCACUGUAUGUUUGAAGAAGGAUAAACAAGUCUUGGGUCUGUGUUUUUUGAUCAAAACAUUUACAGGACAUGAAGUUCCUGUAUCAUGUCCUGUCUAUGGAAUCUGGAUGUACAGUUUUGUCUCUGUUAAUGUAAGAAUUCAGUUCAUCUCUCUAUACAGGACGACAAACAUGUAAUUUUGAUCUUUGUAACGGGAGCAUUAACAUAA
Messenger RNA from Camelina sativa (false flax), 1854 nucleotides. RefSeq names its product putative serine/threonine-protein kinase PBL9. The record is from RefSeq and is a predicted model, not a curated record. NCBI's taxonomy places the organism in Eukaryota, Viridiplantae, Streptophyta, Magnoliopsida, Brassicales, Brassicaceae. Gene Ontology annotation, molecular function: ATP binding; protein kinase activity. Gene Ontology annotation, biological process: protein phosphorylation.